Messenger RNA from Lingula anatina, 433 nucleotides. RefSeq names its product V-type proton ATPase subunit S1-like. Gene Ontology annotation, molecular function: ATPase activator activity. Gene Ontology annotation, cellular component: proton-transporting V-type ATPase complex. NCBI's taxonomy places the organism in Eukaryota, Metazoa, Brachiopoda, Lingulata, Lingulida, Lingulidae. The record is from RefSeq and is a predicted model, not a curated record.
CUCAGCAUGAACAUAACGGAGGAUGACCCGACGGUUUUGUCCGUGCCAAGUAAUCUACAGGACACCAGAUAUUCUUAUUCCUGCAGUUCAAAGUACUCCACUAACUACACCCAGGCCAAUCUGACUGAGUACAAAGGAAACAUUUUUGAGCUUGCCCUUGAUGUUCGCUUUGAUAACUUACAGAUCCAACCAUUUGGGUCCAGCGAUAAGUUUUUAGAUGCCAGCGACUGUGUCGGCUUCUUCACCAUAGGAACUUUAUCUGGACUCAUGGUCACUCUGAUCCUUCUACUCAUUCUCACCUGGGGGAUCAGCAUGAUGGUGAACAUUAAGACCAUGGACAGGUUCGAUGACCCCAAGGGAAAAGGAAUCACUGUGAAUGUUUCAGAGUAGUCAGAUAUUGCUGAUAGCUCUUGUAUGUUUUGUUAGUUUACCU